Molecule: messenger RNA, 1175 nt
Organism: Lathyrus oleraceus (garden pea)
Lineage: Eukaryota; Viridiplantae; Streptophyta; Magnoliopsida; Fabales; Fabaceae
Product: large ribosomal RNA subunit accumulation protein YCED homolog 2, chloroplastic
Exons: 6
Coding region: 171-995 (274 amino acids)
Source: RefSeq, a predicted model, not a curated record
UGAGUUUGAGUGAAUAAAGGUUGUUAGAAAUGUGUGGUCUAUUAGACAACUACAUUUGCAUCCUAAGCUUGAAUGAGAGUCACAAGAUAAGAUAAGGCUAAAUAUUCCAAUUCUCAACUCAUCACAAACACAUUUGACAAUUGUUAUCUUCAGUUCAUUGUGACUGAGAUAUGGCAAAAUCUGGAAAUUUGGUAUCCCAAAGAAGCUUCAGCCCAAUAUUCAAUCCAUGCCACACUGCUUCCAAGGGAAAAACCUUCAGAUUUCACUCUCAGUUUCACACUUACAAUAACUCUAAUGUUAGAGUAACUAUCACUGCUUCUACCAAAAGAAAAGGAAACUUUCAAUCUCCAUUGAUUGGGAAGAACCCGAGUAAGUCUGCCCGCCGUCUGAUCACAAUAUCGCCGUCUGACGGAAAGUAUAACGAGGAAUGGACGAGUGAUUAUCUUGUAUCUUUGCGUGACCUACAUUUACAGGAUUUGAUUAAAGGCGAAGACGAUCCACGUAAGAAUGCACAAGUAUUCAUCAACCUCUUCAUCCAAAAGCAUGCUAGCUUUGGCUUAUCAGUAGAUGCAACAAUCACCACAUCCUUCACUUCAAGAUGCAGCAACUGUUCUUCCCCAUAUUGCAGACAGCUCGAUGCAAAUUUUAACGUAUGGGUUCUCAGGGCUGCAAGUAGAGACAAACGUAAGACACCGCUAUCUGAAAUUGGAGGCGACCCAUAUGUGAUAUAUACUAGACCCGGAUAUGAAGUUGAUCUUGAUUCUCUUGUACGAGAUGCCAUCAGGCUAAACUCAUCAGUACAAGUAUAUUUAGCAGAAUUUCAAUUCAUGAGUUGUUACAAAAUUUUGAUUUUGGGAGUCUCCAUAAUUUUUAAAAAAUUCUUUUGCAGGAUACUUGCUCGGAGUUGUGCGCGAAAUCUGAGGGUACUAUACUAUAUUCAGCUGGGGAAAGUGAGCCUUCGUUUGAUAAAAGAUGGUCGAGACUAUUGGAACUAAAGAAAACGAUUUUAUGAUUCAUAACAUUAAAUACAAAGAAGUUUCGUGUAUAGAAUAAUCAUCAGAUUGCAUAUAGAUUGUAUGUAUAAUAAUGCAUUGAUGAACAAUAUCCUAGUACUUACAGUUCGUAAUUGUAAUCGUCACCAAUCAUGCCAAAAAUGUUACUAAUUUCAACUAUCA